AUGCUCCCCGGAAGCCCUGCAUCGACACGCAACGCUGGGGCAGACAUGCUCCCCGGAAGCCCUGCAUCGACACGCAACCACAUGACACCACAUGACCUGAAAGGGCCCCGAGACACCACGACAACUGGGAACUGGAACCAGUCCCACAACAACCCUGGAGAACCACAUGCAGAGGGGACCGUGGUCACUGUGUCAUCUUGCUUUUCAUGCACAGGUGAGGUGGCUCUCUGGUCCCUGGUGGCACUGGCCGUUGAGAGAUACAUAGUGGUUGUCACGUUUCAGGUCUUGGUCUGCAAACCCAUGGGCAGCUUCAAAUUCACCGCCACCCAUGCUAUGAUUGGCAUUGUAUUCACCUGGAUAAUGGCUAUGUCAGGUGCUGCCCCACCCCUUGUUGGCUGGUCCCGGUACAUUCCUGAGGGCCUGCAAUGCUCCUGAGGGCCUGAUUAAUACACCCUCAACCCAGACUACAACAAUGAGUCCUUUGUGAUGUACAUGUUCAGCUGCCACUUCUGUGUCUUCCUCAUUUUCUUCACAUAUGGCAGCCUGGUCUGCACAGUCAAGGCGGCUGCAGCUCAACAGCAGGAAUCUGCCUCCACCCAGAAAGCAGAGAAGGAAGUGACACGCAUGGUCAUCUUGAUGGUUUUUGGCUUCCUGUUGGCCUGGUGCCCCUAUGCUAGCUAUGCUGGCUACAUCUUCAUGAACAAGGGAAUGGCAUUCUCUGCCCAGAGCAUGGCUGUACCAGCCUUCUUCGCCAAGACCUCAGCCAUUUUCAACCCCAUCAUCUAUGUGCUCCUAAACAAACAGCGAGCUCCGAUGGAGCUACAAGACCCAGUGCCCGGGGAAGAGCAUCCUCCCUCGGCCCCGCCAAAUUCAACUUCUGCAGCAAUUUCUUGCCUCUGCAACACUUCAAAACUAGACCCGGACCUCAUGGAUGAGUUAGGUUGA
Messenger RNA from Conger conger (European conger), 945 nucleotides. RefSeq names its product green-sensitive opsin-1-like. NCBI's taxonomy places the organism in Eukaryota, Metazoa, Chordata, Actinopteri, Anguilliformes, Congridae. Gene Ontology annotation, molecular function: G protein-coupled receptor activity. The transcript is spliced from 6 exons. The record is from RefSeq and is a predicted model, not a curated record. Gene Ontology annotation, cellular component: photoreceptor outer segment; membrane. Gene Ontology annotation, biological process: phototransduction; visual perception; G protein-coupled receptor signaling pathway.